CUCCUCCUGCAGCUCCCCUCAGCGGCCUGUUCCCUCCCGUUGGCGGCUGCUGCGGCUGGAGCGAGCGAGCGAGCGAGCGACGAGCCAGCCAGCCAGCCAGCGAGCGAGCGAGCGAGCGAGCGGCUGAGGGAGGCUGGAGCCGAGGCGGGCAGACCGAGCCGCCGCCGCCGCCGCGUCCUCCUCGGCAGCCCGGGACGCCGCCGCCGCCCGCAGAACCGUGGAAUGCUGUGAAGACUCCACCUGCCCACAGUCAUAGACAGAAUACGUUUGCAGCUAUUUUCAGCUGAAGGAUAUACUUCAUCUGUAAAAGAGUUUUCAGGUCUUCCAUAAUGAAUCCUGUUUACAGCCCCGUUCAACCUGGGGCUCCGUACGGCAACCCUAAGAACAUGGCCUAUACAGGUUAUCCUGCUGGCUACCCCACAGCUGCCCCUACCUACAACCCAAAUAUGUAUCCAACCACCAGCCCUGGCUAUGCCCCAGCUGCACUUCUGCUGAAGCAGGGCUGGCCUCAGACAUCGUCCUCUUGUGCCACUGAGGGUACCUUUCACCUCCCAGUGGACACUGGGACCGAGAGCAGAACUUUCCAAGCUUCAUCAGCAGCAUUCAGGUAUACCACUGGAACGCCCUACAAGGUCCCUCCUACCCAGAGCAACAGCGCUCCGCCCCCCUAUUCUGCAUCUCCAAAUCCUUACCAGACGGCCAUGUACCCCAUCCGAAGUGCCUACCCACAGCAGAACCUGUAUGCCCAGGGAGCCUAUUACACGCAGCCUGUGUAUGCGGCGCAACCUCACGUCAUCCAUCACACCACCGUGGUCCAGCCAAAUAGCAUCCCGCCUGCUAUUUAUCCGGCUCCAGUGGCUGCCCCCAGGACCAACGGAGUGGCCAUGGGGAUGGUAGCCGGGACCACCAUGGCCAUGUCUGCAGGCACACUGCUGACCACACCGCAGCACACCGCCAUCGGAGCGCAUCCCGUCUCCGUGCCGACGUACAGGGCUCAGGGGACCCCGGGCUACAGCUACGUACCUCCGCACUGGUAAUCUCCCUGGCCAAUGCAUAUCUGGGAGUCAGACAUCGUAUGCAACAACUUGAGUCUUACCUGGGUGCUGGAGCGGCUGUCCAAAGGCUCCCGGCCCGCUAGCAAGAACAACAACGAAAAGUGCAAGGGUCACUUUAUGCAUCCUUUAGGGUUUAAUUUUUUUUUAAGACAAACCUUUUUUUAGUUUAUUUUGUAAAAGCUGCUUCCUUGUCAUUGACCCCAGUCUCUGGCCCCCUUCUGUUCUUCUCUUCUCGCCCCACAGAUUGGUUUCAUGCCAUCCACUGAUGCGGAGCAAUAGUGUGCUUUUUUAUGACCCCCCCACCACGCCCCCCCCCCCCCCCCCCCCCCCCGGCCCCGAGCGCAGGCGGCCUUCGCCUCUCGCUUUUCCUCCUUUCAGUGUUGUGAACGGCCCCUGAGGUGGCGCAUUUCGUUCGCCAGGUCCGUUUUGGGUUUGCUGGCAGGAACGGGUGAUGUUCAGGGCUAGAAUAAAAAAGCACAGGGCUGGCCUUCUUCCCACGUCACUUCCAUUGGCAUCUUUCCUCCUCUCUCUGUCUCUCCCACACACAUAUAUAUAUUCCAUAACCUAUGAGAAAAUUGGUGUCUUCCAGAUAGGUGUCUAAAUUCGAUUUGCGGUUCAUUAGCUGCUUGGAAACUUGGAGCUCAUCUCUUUGUUUGUAGGAGUAGAUGGAAGGACCAAGGACCGUAACUCCCCUUGUGUUCUCGGGAUCAGGCUGGCUGCGGAUCGUUCAGGGGUUUGGCUCACGUUCACCACACCGUCAUGAAGUCCCCGAGUCCCCAGCACAACAGGAAGAGGAAAAGCUGAGGGGCAUCGGGCGUCAAAUGACCAGGAACCUGUUCCCUGGCUUUGUAGUCCCUGAGCUGUGCUUCUAAUUCAAGAACGAGGGCGAGGGAGGUGGGGGAGGCCAGGAAGGACUGCCGCGCACACCAGCACUUGCCGAACAAAUGCUGCACCUCAGGGUGCAGCUGUGAGAAGCUUGGAAGCCACUGGUCUGUGGUGACCAGGACUCCGUUUCUUGGCCAGUCCACUCAACCAAAAUGGACUAGAAUAGGAUUUGAAUUCCUGAUUCCCCUCCAGCCAGCUUGUCUUGUUUGGCACGUGCUGAAGCUCCCGUGUGGAGUGGCCCCAAUUUCAGGUUCACCCCACAUUUGCUCUGCACCCGCCCCCAAGGCAGGCUCUCUGCAGGAUUCACAAAAGCCACAUUCCCAGCACAUGAUUUUGGUUCCGUGGAAGGGCCCCAAGAUGCUUCUUUUUAGUACAUCUUCAAGAGAGAUCAGUUGCCGCCCCCCCCCCCGCCCCAGCCACAUCGGUGGAUCGCUUGGCAUCGCUGUUGACGGGAAGGUGCGGGGCCUCUCUGUUGAAUAGUCAGUCCUGAAGCCCUUUUUCCCUUGGUGGAAGGGCGGCUUUGAAAGCUGCUCUCCCUCCUUGAGGAACCCUCACUGUAAGAGGCAGCUGCAGCAUCUCUCAGAUGCCACCCGUCGGGUGACCGCAUGCCUUUCGGGCUCAUGACCUUUUGGGGGGCACCAGGCAGGCCCUGGCAGGUCUUGGGCAAGGAGAAGGGCCUGCGGGGCAGUUUCUAGGUGUCCAGGGCAAGUGCUUAGGGGAGAACCAUCUGAUGGGGCAGCUCCCCGCUUUGCUUCGGUGGUCUGGAAUGCCCCAGACCCUCCCUUGCGAAUCCUAGAUUCACCAGGGCAGGUGUCUCUGCACCCUUUCCAGCACUGGAGAAAUGGCAGGACCAACGGGUGUUUGUCAAGUGAAGGGGGAAACGAGCAGCGAGGAGACUUUCAACUGAGUGCGGCCGAAGGAACGCUCUGUAUUCACAGGGACGACAGCUGCGGCUUUCUAGUAUGCUAGGUAAACGACCACUGCUUGCUCACGGACCCGUUCCCGGCACUGGUCAGGAGGCUGCCUUCCAUCUGCCGGGUGCCUGGUGCCAGGUUGGCGCUGGGCACAUCUGAGCUGCAGGUCGCUGGAAGCGGAGGAGGGCCGGGGUGAAGCUCCGGGCCCUGGCAGGUGUGUUGGGCAGGGCAGUGGCUUAGCAGGAACGGAAGGGUCAGGCUGGGAGUGGGUCGGAGGUGCGGAGCCGUUCUGUGCGGAGAGAAGGCCGCCGGGUCUAGAUGGCAUUCCUUCCGGUCAUCGUGGCAAUUUCACUUCCUGGCCGCAUCUUUCAGAAUGACUCCUGAAAAUGCUUCCAGAGACCAGCACGAGUGUGUGUGCAUGGGAGGCGGAAUCCCUGAGCAAAGGAGUUCUUCUUUUCCCUGUGCCAAAGAGACCAGCAGUGAGUCUCUACCUCCAGGACCAUAAUUGGCUCUUGGCACUCCGUCCUCAAGGCCCCUCUCCAUUAAACAAAAGUGUUAGAAAGACCCUCUGUUGGGAGAGAACCCCCCCCCCCCAGGCCCUGCUCUGGCAAGGGCAGCCAGCCCCCGCAGUGGGGCAGAGACGGCUGACCGAGGGCAGGUGUGCCGUACCUUGUCUGGGACUUCUGUGGCACGUUCCACGUGUCGCCGUGGGCUUUGACGGAGGGCCACCCUGCGGGCAAGGGCAGAGGGGCUGGGAAACGGCACUCGGCGCGCGGUGACGCUUCCUGGUGGCAGGAGGGGGACCCCAUCUGCGCAUCGUGGAGGGCGGGCAGUGGCGUUGACCGAGCCCGGCCGCCGUGGCCUGGCGCUCGGCACAGGCGGGUCCGUGCAAGGCCAGAAACGCUUUGAAGAGCCCAGCCCGCCCCCCAGGGGUGGGGGGUGACUGCCAGCGGGGGCCCUGCCCUGUGUCCUGCUUCCCCACUCCAUCAAGUGCUGCCCGCUACCCUCAGCAGCGCUGCUAGGAAGGGGCUGAGCUGCCGCGGUCCAGCUUUGUGAAGGCAGCUUGAAGUAAUUGGGAUCCAAUGUUUAAUAAUACAAAUAAUCUUUGGAGCUCUGUUUGUAUAUAGCUGUAUAAAGUAUAUACUUUUGAAUUUGACAGGAAAGCAGUUGGGGGAAAAUGGAAGUCGGGAAAGUAAUGUUGGGGGCGGGGCGUUGAAGGGCCAAGGAUUAACGAGUGCAAUUAAGCUGGGGGGGGGGGGCUUUGAGUUGUGGCCAGAGACUGAAAAGAUGGACAUGUGUUUCCGCCUUAGGUGGCUCUCCUUUGGUGCGGUCUUGUUUCUCCUCCAUCAUGUUUGCAUUUCAGGAAAUAAUUAUGGUUCAUUCGCAGAGAUUAACCCCAUUCCCCUCCCCUGUAUGACUGGACAAAGAACAUGGUGGCGUUUCCACCCGCUUUGCGAUGCUUCAUCGCCAGGCCUUCACAGCCACUGGUGCAGGUUAUCGCUGCGGCCAAGCGCCCCGAUAGCCUCCUUUCCGGGCACGAGCUGUAAGGCGAGGCUCGGAAGAGCCAGGCAGUCAGAGAAGGCCUGUGAAACCUUUGCACCGGCCCAUGUGCGCUCGAGAGGCGCCUCCCAGCCGCGGCUCCAGCAGCACGGAACUGCCUGCAUGAGUAAUUGCUCCUGUAUUUUAUGAACCAUAACCUAGUCAAAACUAUUAUUGUUGUUAUUAUUAUUAUAAUUAUUAUUAUUUUGCUGUUCAGAUCUGUAAUUUAAAAGGCGCUUUUUACCAUAAGUGUUAUUUAAAGUUUUGUUUAAAUGAUGGAUGUCUAUUAUUCUUCACGAGAGGAAGUUUAGGGUUGUACAGGUCGGAAGCGUCUUCAAGAGACAGGAGCACUUCGGGACACGAGUCCGUGGGCUUUUGUUCACGAGCAAAAGCGUGCCAGAUCCCCCUACCCCCGCCGCCGCCGCAUCCUAACCCAAUCCUAAGACUCGUUUAAACCAGUGCUUAAGUGGACCAUGACGCAUUCACUUCCCCGAGAGGGUAAUGCCUAGAGACAGAUCGAAGACCUCUAUUCAUGCUGAUUGCAAUGAGCUCCUUUAAUGGGCCCCUCCGCAGGGAGAGCUCUCUGGAGGUCACCGCCUGUUCAAGGCGUUGUAGACCUAGGGGUCUGCUGGGGUCUCUCCUGGUCCCACCCUUUGGGCCUCCACCCACCAAGCAGGAUCGGUGUACUAUUUUGAACGAGGCCAGCUUCAGCCCGUGGCCCUUAGCCCAGCAACCUUCGGGGUCAGCUGUAAAAAUGCGGACUAGAUUUCCGGCCCUGUCAUGCACACAUUUUCCCCGCAGGGAAAGCUUGCACCCUGGGUGGCGAUGCGAUGUGAUGCGAUGCUCGCUCCUUGGAGGAAAGACCCCUCCGUUCCCUGCAGCAGCGGAGCGUCAGCGAUGUCCUUCUGCGGGGGCACACGGACCGGAAAGGCACCUUGGCUAAGUCUGUGUCUGGCUCGCGGCCGCGUGUCGUGUCCGCAGGGGUCUCCUGCUGGUCGCUGCUCCAGAUGGCGCUCUGCCUACUUAUGGGGAAGUGCUGACUGACCGAGGGGGCGCAGGAGUCGCCCCGGUGAGCAGCCGAGCCACCUCUCUAAGCCACCCCCCAUCUCAGUUACCACUUCGGCGAUAUCCCCAUCUUUGUUAGUGCUGUGAUCACAUUUGUUCCGGUGAAGUUGGAUCUCUGCACUUUUUACUGUGUGUGCUUUCUCUCUCUCUCGCUCUCGCUCUCUCUCUCUCUCUUUCUCACACAACACACAUCUUAACCUACACAAUACCUUUCCAAGAGAAAAAUAUGAAACAAAUAACACCAGCUUUAAAGUAGCAAUAAUGCAAUUACUGUUUUAAGACGUCCUGAGCUUCCCCCAACAUAGGCCCCGACAGAGAGGAUGGCGGGGUGGGGGAGAGGCUGGGUCCAGGCGUUCCUUCUUGUCCUCUGCUCUCCAAAGCGUUGCGGGUUCCCUCUUUGUGCCAUGGCAAAUUUGAUGCUGAUGUUCCUUC
Messenger RNA from Varanus komodoensis (Komodo dragon), 5890 nucleotides. It is a transcript of the gene FAM168A, whose product is annotated as family with sequence similarity 168 member A. The coding region runs from base 330 to 1037 and encodes 235 amino acids. The transcript has 9 exons. Lineage: Eukaryota; Metazoa; Chordata; Lepidosauria; Squamata; Varanidae. The record is from RefSeq and is a predicted model, not a curated record. Gene Ontology annotation, biological process: positive regulation of base-excision repair.